This is a messenger RNA of Lingula anatina, 696 nucleotides long. RefSeq lists its product as uncharacterized. The record is from RefSeq and is a predicted model, not a curated record. Gene Ontology annotation, molecular function: protein binding. NCBI's taxonomy places the organism in Eukaryota, Metazoa, Brachiopoda, Lingulata, Lingulida, Lingulidae.
UCAACUUCGUAGAACUAGGGCAAAUUUGGAAAUAUGGCGGACGGAGAGGGCGAGAACCACUUUGUCAGCAUGUCCACAGAUGAGGAAGAAGAUGACAGACAGCCUGAAGAAGAAGUCCAAGAAAUGGUUCAGUUAGAUCCCACAGCUGUAGAUAUAGACUUGAAUCACAGCAGAAUAGGAAGAAUAGAGAACUUGGAAGUGCUUACUUGUGUAGAGAGCAUAUGUUUCAGAAAUAAUUUAAUCAAAGCCAUUGAGAAUGUGGCUUGCGUGGCACAAACGCUCAGAGAGCUGGACCUCUACGACAACCAGAUUACUAGAAUUGAAAAUUUAGAUGCUUUGGUGAACUUAGAAGUCCUUGACCUGUCCUUCAACAGAAUACGGAAAAUAGAAAACUUAGACAACCUUACAAAACUGAAGAAACUCUUCCUUGUACAGAACAAGAUAGGAAAAAUUGAAAACAUAUCUCAGCUAACAAGCCUUGAAAUGUUAGAACUUGGGGCAAAUAAGAUUAGGGUCAUAGAAAACCUAGGGUCCUUGGUGAAAUUAGACAGUUUGUAUAUUGGCAAGAAUAAAGUGACCAGAAUCUCUGGACUGGACACUUUAGAGAACCUUACGGUCCUUAGUAUGCAGGUAGGUGAAAUAUUCUCCAAAGAUGAUUUUUUCCACAUAAGUAACUUUGAGUGUGAGAACUCUUAG